CAGUUCCCAGGAGGCCUUUCGGCUGCACACGUGUGUCGUGGAUAUUGAGUACAUGCAUCUAGUCGAGGACCCGCAGCAUCAUGUCUAUGUUCAUGGAUCUAAACGUGAUGUUCUCGGCCGAUAGGAGCAGAUUACAGGCGCUCAUAGAAACGGCCGCUCACCUCGGUUUCUCCACCGUCGCCAUCAACUACGUGUUUGAACCCACGGCUAAAAAGAAGCAGGACGUCCCGACUCCGACUCCCAUCCAUGAGCUGAUUGGUCCAGAGAUGCCCCUGGUCCAGGGCCGCUCUCGUCCAAUCAGAGCGCUGAACAGACUGACCGUGGUGACGUCAGACUCCGCCCACUUUAGGCCCAGUGCAGCAGAGUACCGUCGGUUCGACCUCCUGGCCGUCCAGCCAACCUCAGAGAAACUCUUCCAUGCCGCCUGCACCUCGUACGACAUCGACAUCAUCUGUGUCCCAGUGACCGACAAACUGCCCUUCUUCUUCAAGAGAGCGCCAGUCAACGGGGCCAUAGACAGAGGUGUGGUGUUCGAGGUCUCCUACUCCGCUGCCCUCAGAGACUCCACCCUGAGACGCUACACCAUCGCUAACGCCGUCGCCCUCAUGGACGUCUGCAAAGGAAAGAACGUGAUCCUGUCCAGCGGCGCAGAGAAGGCUCUGGAGCUCAGAGGACCAUAUGACAUCACCAACCUAGGUUUGUUGUUCGGUUUGUCAGACCGAGACUCUAAAGAAGCCGUUUCCUCCACAUGCAGAGCGGUGCUGCUGCACGCAGAGACCAGGAGGACGGCCAGUGGCAUCAUCUACACCAGCAGACUCCAGCAGGAGGCGCUGCAGGACUCGGACCACGGUGAAGCUCCUGCAGCCAAGAGACCCAAAACAACCCCCCCCCCUCCUCCCCCCCCGACACUGAGUGAGUGACAGCUGAGGAGGAGGACAACGACUUUCAUUUCUUCUUCAAUCUGCUUCAUUUCUUUGU
Molecule: messenger RNA, 978 nt
Organism: Mugil cephalus (flathead mullet)
Lineage: Eukaryota; Metazoa; Chordata; Actinopteri; Mugiliformes; Mugilidae
Gene: rpp30
Product: ribonuclease P/MRP 30 subunit
Exons: 11
Coding region: 81-920 (279 amino acids)
Biological process (GO): translation; tRNA processing
Cellular component (GO): nucleolar ribonuclease P complex; ribosome
Molecular function (GO): structural constituent of ribosome; RNA binding
Source: RefSeq, a predicted model, not a curated record